GUAAUCUUGAGUGAGGCAUUUAAAUCCAGGGAAUAAGCCUAUUUUUUUCCCAAGCUUAUCAACAGAACAAAAAAGAGAAGAAAAAAGAAGCAAAGUCCAGCCAGUGUUGUAAUAUUUGUUUUAUGUGAGCAGUGUCCUUUCUUCGGACAGCAAACUCUCCUGGGCUACUGAACAUUAAAAGAAAAGCUGCUUUAGGGCUUGAAUAGCACUCACAGCAGAACCAUGGCAAUUGCUACACUGGCUCUGUACCAUUCCCUUGUUUUUGUCUGGUAUAUUUUUGUAACCUAUUCAAUCUCACUUGUAAGAGCAGAAGACCGGCCGUCUGAAGUGUUCCUUUAUGGUAGGCAGUGGAAAUAUUUGACAGUUCUCAAUCUGGUUUUGCAGGCUGUUUUCUAUGGGAUCUCCUUCCUGGCUGAUGUGUUGAGACUAAUUAAGAAACUACCAAGUGUUAAGUACAUAAUUUCCUGCAGAGACCUUCUCUUCAGUGUCCUGGCUUUCCCUGUGUCCACGUUUGUGUUUAUGUCCUUUUGGGUAUUGUAUACGUACAACCGAGAACUGGUUUACCCCAAGAGCCUGGAUGGGAUCAUUCCAAUGUGGUUAAAUCAUGCUAUGCACACUAUUGUAUUGCCACUUGCUCUGCUGGAGAUCUUUGCUACCCCUCACCGUUAUCCACCAAAGAAGAAAGGACUGAUCUUAUUAGGAUUUGUUUCUGUUGCCUAUCUCAGCUGGGUCCUGUGGAUUUAUUCUGUAACCGGAGAGUGGGUAUAUCCUCUCUUCACCUUUUUCAGCCCAGUGGGUCUAGCAGCCUUUUUCUGCAGUAGCAUUGUCCUCAUUGUCUGGAUCUACAACACCGGAGAGUUUCUCAACCGUAUGAUUUGGGGAGAUACAGUAGUAAUACUGGAAUACAAGAAGAAGGGCAAAUGAAGCUUUCUUUUCAAAGGAGUGCUCCCUCCAUGAAUUCUGAAGCCAUGAAGUAGAGGGAAAGAAAUGCCACUGUGCUACACUCCUUCUCCAACGUACUGUGUCUUCUGAUGAAUCCAUUUUAUCAUCAUAAUCAUGGAAACUGGUGGAAAAUAUUAAAUGAUAGCAUUUUACAGGAUGGUUAUGAAACAAAGCAACUGCUACGAAUAAGGAAAUGCAUAUAUCUGUGUACAAGAUUUCUUAUCCCUUACACAAUAUACAUUAGGAUAUGUCUGUGGUAAACUUGUAACUGGCAAAUAAAUUACCUCAUGAUCUUGCAGUGGGACUGGCACCACAUCUUUAAAUGCCCCGUGAAAGCAAGCAUUUGUUACUCAGUACUUGUUUGGCUCACCCAAUGUUUUUCUAGAAGUCCAGAUGGAAAAAUAAAAAAAGAGUAAUAAUUUUAACACUGCCAUGACUUCCAAAACUAGAAAGAUAAUAAAAGAUAAUAAAACCCACCAUUUUUGCAACAGGCAACAUUCUGGAAUAUUAAUAUAUAUUACUUUUUCUUCUUAAUUUCUAACAAGAACUCAACACUUUUUCUUUUUUGGUUUCAGGUAAUCUUGAAGCAAAAGUAAGCUAAGUAAUUUUACUGACUGCAGGAUUGUUUUGACAGAAAGUAUGUUAAUUGAAAGUAUUGUUUAACAUAAAGCUGUCUGCCAUAAAAUUAUAUUACAUUCACAUGUUUACUAACCUUGCUUGAUACACUUGAUUUCUAUUAUUAGCCUCAACAUUUUGUUAAUACCAAGAGCACUGGAAAGAUGCUUUGCAAAUCCAAAUAAACAAACAAAAACAGUCCUGGAGUGAAAGUGUAGUGGAAUAGUCAGUGUAAAAGAAUAUCUCUGUAUUGUUAGUGAUGCAUUUAGAUGACAAUUUAAAAUUAGUUGGCAGUACUUCUGUGGAUAACUAUUACUUCAUUGCAAUGCCGAUGGCUCAGCACUAUAACACAGUCAAUGCACGAGAGUAUUGUUUGCAUCAUUGAGUGCUGCUACUGCUUACCAAAACAUAAAAGAGAAACAUGUAUGGAUUAGCUGUCUGGGAAUAAUACACAAAAGCAAAGUGGACAUACAAACUUUGUUCUUCUCACAUGUUGUGCACUUGCUAACACUCUGGAUUGGGAAUUUAACAUACCAGUACUAAAUUGCAUACCAUGGAGAUCCAUGCAUCCAUAGCUAUUUUAGGUUACUGCACAAUUCACUUCAAAGUUUAGUGAGGGAACUAUAGCACCUCCUUCUCUGGUUGAAUUAGAGGGAGAGAGUGGAGGAGCACAACAGGGAGAUUUAGCUAGAAGGGGAAAAGAUGAUCAGUGGAAAAAGCGAAGGGAGAAGCAGGCAGAAGAAGAAAGG
Molecule: messenger RNA, 2306 nt
Organism: Gopherus evgoodei (Goodes thornscrub tortoise)
Lineage: Eukaryota; Metazoa; Chordata; Testudines; Testudinidae
Gene: ADTRP
Product: androgen dependent TFPI regulating protein
Exons: 6
Coding region: 223-924 (233 amino acids)
Cellular component (GO): membrane; endomembrane system
Source: RefSeq, a predicted model, not a curated record